AUGGCUUCUCAAGCGCCCUCGCAGAACGGAGAUUCACUCCAGAGUAAUGGUGUUUCCGCCCAUUCCACCUCUGUCGACAACACGCCACCAGUCCAGACACAAAUUACACUUGCCGGAAAGAUAAUUGCCAUUACGGGAGCAAAUCGUGGCAUUGGCCUAGGAAUCGCAGAAUGUUGUCUUGUCAACGGAGCCGCAGCCGUCUACUCGAUCGACCUGGCCGAGUCUGGCCCUGAAUUUGAACAACUCUCGAAGCGUUUUAACGGGAAGCUUUUCGCUGUGCAAGCUGAUGUCACGAAGGAGGAGACUGUAACACAAGCCAUCGAAGAAAUCGUUGCCCAGGCAGGGGCUUUGCACGGUAUGGUGAUCAACGCAGGACGGACGAAUCACAAGUCUGCGUUGGACUUCACUAAGGAGGAAAUCGAAGCACUCUUUGCCAUCAAUAUGUUUGGUGCCUUCUACAGCGCUCGAGCCGCUGCACGACAAUUCAUCAAGCAAAACACCAAAGGUGCUAUCGUCUUUACGGCAUCAAUGGCGUCUUAUCGACCCAAUAAGCGCGUUCCCUCAGCACCAUAUGGCGCUUCCAAGGCCGGCGUCCGCAACAUGACGCAUACAUUGGCCAUGGAAUGGGCAAAGUACGGUAUCAGAGUCAACAGCGUGUCUCCCGGACUGGUGAAGACGACGAUGACGUACUGGGUGCCUCAACAGCCGGACUGGGAACAGCAACUGAACUACUACGGCGGCAUGCCACGGUUGGCCGAGGUCCAGGAGUUAGGUGGUGCGUAUGUGUAUUUGCUCAGUGAUGCGGCAAGCUAUACUACGAGUAUUGACAUUCCUGUGAACGGAGUGAUUGGAAUUUGCUAG
This is a messenger RNA of Exophiala dermatitidis NIH/UT8656, 861 nucleotides long. Its product is annotated as short chain dehydrogenase. Gene Ontology annotation, cellular component: intracellular anatomical structure. Bases 1 to 861 code for a protein of 286 amino acids. The transcript is spliced from 5 exons. Gene Ontology annotation, molecular function: oxidoreductase activity, acting on NAD(P)H, oxygen as acceptor. NCBI's taxonomy places the organism in Eukaryota, Fungi, Ascomycota, Eurotiomycetes, Chaetothyriales, Herpotrichiellaceae. The record is from RefSeq and is a predicted model, not a curated record.